This is a messenger RNA of Laetiporus sulphureus 93-53, 1232 nucleotides long. RefSeq names its product peptidase. The coding region runs from base 45 to 1232 and encodes 395 amino acids. The record is from RefSeq and is a predicted model, not a curated record. The transcript has 16 exons. Gene Ontology annotation, biological process: proteolysis. Gene Ontology annotation, molecular function: metalloexopeptidase activity. NCBI's taxonomy places the organism in Eukaryota, Fungi, Basidiomycota, Agaricomycetes, Polyporales, Laetiporaceae.
CGGGUCGGCGCCAUUACGCGUGUAAUUUGGUGUCGACAGCCAUCAUGAAGUCCUUUACUCUCCUGCUCCCCAUCGUCUCUGCAGCAGUUGCUGGCACACUGGCAUAUAAUGAGUAUGAGCAGGUCCAGCUCGACGGCAGCUCGCUUCAAAUGUACCCAGGGUUUGACCUGGACUUCAAUGAAUUACGAUGGGUGCAGCUCGAAGGGCAGGAACCAGUGUUGAUGUCGGAGCUUGAGAAGAUUGAACUAAAGGCCCAAGGCUUCAAGUUCUUUGACGUAUCCGAAACACUCAACCUCGGGCAUCGUACUCACUUGACGAACGCACGCAAGCCUACUUACCCGACACCGAACAAGACGGAACUUGUCAACCCCAUCUUGAAGACUCUCGAGAUUGACAACCUCAAGGAAGGUCUGCACAAGUUUACGAGUUUCCGUACGAGAUAUUACCGCAGUGAUACCGGCAAGCAGAGUCAAGAAUGGCUCAUUGAGACCAUUCGCCAGCUCACUCACAAAUAUGCAUCGAAGUCGCUUCAAGAGCUGAUCACGAUUGAGGAAUUUCCUCAUACUUGGAUCCAAAGCUCCGUGAUCGCGAGAAUCAAUGGUUCUAUCCCCACAGAGGACGGUGUCGUGAUCGUCGGUGCUCAUCAGGAUAGUACCAACACGUGGCCCUUCUUGCCUGCGCCCGGCGCUGACGAUGAUGGCUCCGGAUCCAUGAGCAUCCUCGAGGCGUAUCGGGCGCUGUUGGUGGCCGACUUCCGUCCCGAGCGCGCCGUUGAAUUUCAUUGGUAUUCUGCGGAGGAAGGAGGACUCCUAGGCUCCCAAGCUAUAGCACAAGAGUACGAACGACGCAGUGUGAACGUCCUAGCCAUGAGUCAGUAUGACAUGACAGCAUGGGUCAAGAAAGGCACUAGAGAAGAAGUCGGCGUUAUUGUUGACUACGUCAACCCCGAGUUGACGGAGCUCAAUAAACAAUUGAUCGACAUGUAUCUGGACAUACCCUUCGUCGAGACGAAAUGUGGAUAUGCUUGCAGUGACCAUGCCUCGUGGGCCAAGGCCGGAUAUCCUUCCGUCUUCACUAUCGAGAGCACGUUUGAGAAUUCUAACAAGCUCAUUCACACUGCGAACGACCGUUAUGACAUUUCCGACGAGUUCAGCUUCUCCCACAUGCUCGAAUUCUCCAAGCUGGCAGUUUCCUUUGCGGUCGAGCUGGGAGGGUGGCGCAAGUCGGAUUGA